CUAGACAAAGUUAUUACAACAGUUAGUAAAUUCUUAAAAGAACACAACAGUAAUAAUAAAGAAAAAAAAGAUACUUAUCAUAUAUUAAAUGCCCUUUCUAAAAAAUUAGCCGCAGUAAAAUCCUCUGAU
Molecule: messenger RNA, 129 nt
Organism: Racocetra fulgida
Lineage: Eukaryota; Fungi; Glomeromycota; Glomeromycetes; Diversisporales; Gigasporaceae
Source: the annotation of a GenBank genome assembly